Molecule: messenger RNA, 783 nt
Organism: Phaeodactylum tricornutum CCAP 1055/1
Lineage: Eukaryota; Bacillariophyta; Bacillariophyceae; Surirellales; Neidiaceae
Exons: 1
Coding region: 1-783 (260 amino acids)
Source: RefSeq, a predicted model, not a curated record
AUGGGAAGGAAAAAGAUUAUCGAUGAGCCGCCGGUUGACUCUACGGCAUGGUUGCUGAAUAGCGGUCUCGCAGAGGUCGUUCUCAUGCACACACAUGAAAUCAAGUUUAUGUUCAUGCUGGGGUACACGUAUUUGCACGGCUGCAAGCUGUUUCCAAAGUUGGACCCAAACUCUUCCCUUUCCUACAAGUUAGUUUCAAUGAUUUUGCAAUGCACAGGGGGAGGAACUCUUGUUCCCAUAUUUUUGAACGGUAUUCCGGUUUCGUUGGCGCAGGAUUCUUACCCCAUUGCUAUUAUUGUCGCCUUCUUGUUGCACCAGUAUCUGCCCAUUUUGCGUGACGUGCUCAGCUUGUCUCCGAUUCUUAAGGUGGCUGUAAUUUUCAUGUACGAAACCUUGCGUGCCUCGGUUGUCGUCAAGCUCACGACGGCUGCUGCAAAGGUGAUACCGGCCUCUGACUUUGCCAUUCCGUUAUUUGGACCUAUUUUUUGUGGUGCCAUCGCCGGAUGCGGAGGUUCUUUUUUGCCACUCAACAAGGGUUUAGACCCGAUCAAGGCCAAUGGCUUGGGACAGCCUAUGUUGAGUGCCUUUAUUGGGGCCACCUUUUAUCAUCUAUUUACGCAAACGAGUUUGAGUGAAGGUGUUAUUAAUGCACCACAAAAGGCACAGGUAAUUGUGGCCCUCUUUUUUGUCGCGUAUCACCUCUUUGAAGUUGUGGGGGAACUGCUGCCCAUGACCAAGGGAAAAUCGGCCUCGGCGAAGAACGAAAGCAAGAAGACAAAGUGA